CAUACUUCACAAAAAUAAUAUCAGAAAAUAAGUCACCUAACCUCAACUUUUAAACGAUGUACAAUGGGAGAUGAGGUGGAUAUUACUAUUAUUCAGUCUACUCAGAGCUCUUUAGGAAAAUAUAUAAAACGGCCACCUCUUACUGAGAAAUUGUUAAAGAAACCUCCGUUCAGAUUUAUCCACGACAUUAUAACGUCUGUACUUAAAACUACUGGAUUUUUUAAUGGUUUAUUCGAGGAACACGAAUUGCAAUCUGAAAAUGUUAAGGAUAGAGAAAAUAAAAUUUUGUUUCUGAACAAAGUUAUAUUCACUGUCGGUGCUACCACAGGUAAAACUUUAUCAGUUAAACCAUCGAAGAUUAUAUCCGGGCAAGAGCCCGAGAAAACAAAUGAGUUAUUGCAAUGCAUCGCUUUCGCUUUAGACCAAAAAUUAAGUUCCGAUGAAGCAGUACAAAAAUUCAAAGACUCUGUUAGCAAAUCCAGAUCCUCAGAAACAAAACCAAAAGAUGUCAAGAAAGCAAUAAAAGAAAAUAUUAAGGUAAAAGUGAGCUCAAGAAACACGACCAAAAAUGAAUCCAAUACUAAAAACGAGAGCAAUGCAAAUACAAAAUCUAAAGAUGUAAACAAAAAAGAAUCUCCACCUAAAAAAUCAAUACGCCCAGGGACCAAAAAGCCUACAGAAAAGACGAAAGGUGACGAAAUUAUUAAAAGAGAUGUUAAAAACGAGCCUUUACGUCCAAUCGCUAAAAAUAAAGAAAUACCUAAAUCGCUCGAAACUAAACCAGAAAAGCAGAUAGAAAACAAGGAAUCUUCAAAUAACAUUUUAAACAUCGAGAGUAACAAAAAUGAUGCUAAGUCAAAUUUAAUAUCACAAUCUGAUCAAAUUCCUAAUACAGACAUUGUAGAAAAAGGACAACUCGAUCCUCUAAGAGAGCAACAACUCCAGUUAUUAGAAGCCAGUGGCAAUGGACAGGAGAUUGAAGAUAUUAAGCCACAACAAAUCGACGACAGUCGCGAAAAUGACAUUAGUGGUAAUGAAGUUAAUGAUAUUGAAAAUAACGCAGGACAACUAAUUGCUACAGAACAGAAGAAUAAAUCACCAGAAAGAGAACUGAAAGAAGUAAAAACUUUAAGCGAAACAAAGUCAAUAAGACCCCCGAGCGUCAGACCCUCCUCGUCUAGACCCGGAGCACCGAGGCUGAAAGAAAAGCACGAAGAAACCCUGCCAGAAACAGAUAACCUUUUCAUUGGUAAAGUCAAUAUUAUCGCAGAGCAUGCUGUUCAAGAAGAAGAUGAGGAAUCCAGUAUUGUUAUUGUAGAAAACAAUAAUGAUGGAAAGUCCGAUGUCGAUAAAGAAUUAGCUCAGCUAGAUUCCAACGAACACGGCCAUUUAGUGCAACAGAUAUUGGAAUCCCAGAAAGAGUUUUCACAAGCAACAGGAAAGACGGAAAUUGAAUGGCAGUUUAACGCCAAAAAAGCCAGGGAUGCCAUUAACGAAGAAAUCGACCAGCUGAGGUUUAAUUUGCAAGCACUGUCGCGGGUCGCAAAUCCCCUGGGGAAGCUGCUGGACCAUGUUCAGGAGGACGUGGAAGUUAUGCGGCAGGAGCUCCAACAGUGGACGAAAACUUACGAGGAUGCACAUAGAGAUUUGCAAAAACAAAAGAAGUCCAACGAAGAGAAGCUAAAACCGUUACAUUCCAAAAUUAAACAAUUGAAUGCUGAAAUCGCCGACAAACACGAUAAAAUCAACGAUUUGAAAAUAACCAUUCAUAAAAACGCCUCAAGAAUUGACAAAUUACUAUCUAACGGGAACAAGCAAUAAAACUUACCUA
Messenger RNA from Aricia agestis (brown argus), 1831 nucleotides. RefSeq names its product TRAF3-interacting protein 1 (gene IFT54). Gene Ontology annotation, molecular function: microtubule binding. Gene Ontology annotation, cellular component: ciliary basal body; intraciliary transport particle B; centrosome. The coding region runs from base 64 to 1821 and encodes 585 amino acids. NCBI's taxonomy places the organism in Eukaryota, Metazoa, Arthropoda, Insecta, Lepidoptera, Lycaenidae. The record is from RefSeq and is a predicted model, not a curated record. The transcript is spliced from 6 exons. Gene Ontology annotation, biological process: cilium assembly; intraciliary transport; regulation of microtubule cytoskeleton organization.